This is a messenger RNA of Pongo pygmaeus (Bornean orangutan), 4298 nucleotides long. It is a transcript of the gene RPS4Y1, whose product is annotated as ribosomal protein S4 Y-linked 1. The record is from RefSeq and is a predicted model, not a curated record. Gene Ontology annotation, biological process: translation. Lineage: Eukaryota; Metazoa; Chordata; Mammalia; Primates; Hominidae. Gene Ontology annotation, cellular component: ribosome; cytosolic small ribosomal subunit. The transcript has 6 exons. Bases 1921 to 2718 code for a protein of 265 amino acids. Gene Ontology annotation, molecular function: structural constituent of ribosome; RNA binding.
GAGCAGAGGUUCUACGCCCAGCCAUGCACCUCAAGAUCUUUACUCCAAAGCAGUUCUGUUUAAUUUCACCCUGGCGACUUACACUGAUAGCUCAUCUUCACAGGUGCAAGACAGAAAGUCCUCCAUCUGCACAUCUGCAACAAAUGCCUAUCUCAUUGUUUCCUCUGCUGCAUUGUUUAUGUAAAAAUGCAGACUCAGUGAGCGAGACUAUGAAAGUAACUGACUAUUCCUCUACCCUUCCUGUUUUUUUUUUUUUUUUUUAGACAGAGUUUCCCAAGUGAUUCUCCUGCCUUAGCCUCCUGAGUAGCUGGGAUUACAGGCACGUGCCACCACGCCCGGCUAAUUUUUGCAUUUUUAGUAGAAACAGGGUUUCUGCAUGUUGGUCAGGCUGGUCUUGAACUCCCAACCUCAGGUGAUCCAUCUGCCUCAGCUUCCCAAAGUGCUAAGAUUACAGGUGUGAGCCACCGCACCCGGCCUCUAUGCUUCCUGUUACAGUUAAAUUGUGUAUUUAGUGAAAGGCUGAUCAGAGACCCAAAAUAAUGCAACCAUUUGUCUCUUAUGACAUCAAACUCUACCUUCCCACUGCCCCAGCCCCCCACCAAGCCACACCAAUGUCCUGCACCAUGUACAUGUUACAUCUUGCCUUCCUAAAAUGUAUGAAACCAACCUGUGCACUGGCCACGAGAGAGAGAGAGAGAGAGAGAGAGAGAGAGAGAGAGAGAGAAUGAAUAACCAGAAAGGAACACAAGGAAACUUUUGGAGGUGAUGGAGAUGUUCAUUACCUCGAUUGUGAUGGUGGUAUCGUGGGUUUACACCUAUGUCCAAACUCAUCAAACUGUACACAUUAAGGAAGUGCAGCUUCAUUGGCUGGUUGUUUUUCUAUGUUUACUUUAUUUUAUUUUAUUUAUUUUGAGACGGAGUCUCGCUCUGUUGCCCAGGCUGGAGUGCAGUGGCGCGAUCUCGGCUCACUGCAAGCUCCGCGGUUCACGCCUUUCUCUUGCCUCAGCCUCCCGAGUAGCUGGGACUACAGACACCAUGCCUGGGUAAUUUUAUUUUUAUUUUUAGUAGAGACGAGGUUUCACCGUAUUAGCCAGGAUGGUCUCGAUCUCAUGACCUCGUGAUCCGCCCACCUUGGCCUCCCAAAGUGCUGGGAUUACAGGCGUGAGCCACCGUGCCCGACCUGGCUGGGUUUUUUUUGUAUAUCAAUUCUGUCAGGCGGACGCGCAUGAAAAAUUCCACCUCAAUGGAAGCUGUGACCACACACACGCGUGCGCGGUACAACUUACAUAGCCGACUUCACUCUCUUAAAAGUGAAUUGUUUUGCAGGUUUUACAACAUGCACACAGCUGUGCAGCCAUCAUGACGAGCUAAUCCAAAGCAAGGUAUUCGACUUAAAAUUCAAAUGCCAUAAAACUUAUCCUUUCGAUGUUUACAAUACAGACGAUUUUAGUACGUUCCCAAACCUAUGAAAUUGACCCCAAUCCUGAACAAGAAAUGAUUUGUCUCUGAAACAAAUCAUGAUUUUGCAAUCACAGCAUGUCACAGUCACAAGGAAUCAUAUAGGUUAUUUCUUACGAUUGGCAUUUUUUUUAAGGCUCCUAAAUCGUGCUCUUUCAGGACUUUUGCUAAAUAUUUUGAAGGUCGGCGAAAGAUAAGUUUAAGAGUAUAAACUGCGUCCUCCCAGCUCAGUCGAGCUGACGGAGGGUAGGAACAACAAAAAGGCCUGCGGCAUAACUGAUAGCUGUAAAUCAGUAUCAGAAACUGAAAAUGCUAAGAAAUUCAAUUCCACGGUGUGAACUCUACAGCUGAAGAAUAAGAAACCGGAACUGAAAUUCUCACUCAACUGACUUCCUGCGGUUUACGACCACAGUUUGGUUGCACCGGAAAAGAACAGGUUCUCUUCCGUCGCAGAGUUUCGCCAUGGCCCGGGGCCCGAAGAAGCACUUGAAGCGUGUUGCAGCGCCGAAGCAUUGGAUGCUUGACAAACUAACGGGUGUAUUUGCACCUCGUCCAUCGACAGGUCCCCACAAGCUGAGGGAAUGUCUUCCCCUGAUCGUCUUCCUCAGGAAUAGACUCAAGUAUGCGUUGACUGGAGAUGAGGUAAAGAAGAUAUGUAUGCAACGUUUCAUCAAAAUUGAUGGCAAGGUUCGAGUGGACAUCACAUACCCUGCUGGAUUCAUGGAUGUCAUCAGCAUUGAUAAGACAGGUGAACAUUUCCGCCUGGUCUAUGACACCAAGGGCCGUUUUGCUGUUCAGCGCAUCACAGUGGAAGAGGCAAAGUACAAGUUGUGCAAAGUGAGGAAGAUUACUGUGGGAAUGAAGGGAAUCCCUCACCUGGUGACUCAUGAUGCUCGAACCAUCCGCUACCCAGAUCCUCUCAUCAAGGUGAACGAUACUGUGCAGAUUGAUUUAGGGACUGGCAAGAUAAUUAACUUUAUCAAAUUUGAUACAGGCAAUUUGUGUAUGGUGAUUGGUGGAGCCAACCUCGGUCGUGUUGGGGUGAUCACCAACAGGGAAAGACAUCCUGGUUCUUUUGAUGUGGUGCAUGUGAAGGAUGCCAGUGGCAACAGCUUUGCCACGAGGCUUUCCAACAUUUUUGUCAUUGGCAAUGUAAGACUUACACUCUCUUUACUUCUUUCUAAGAAGACUCAUCCUAAAAAGCAUAAAGACCUGCAUCCACUACUGGUGUUUGUCUGUUUGUUCUUCUUGCUGUGUUAAGGUUCACAGAGUGCAGCAAGCUCUCUAUUUAGAGCCUCUGAGAAGAAACAAGAUUAGAUCUAGAGCCUUGCACCUGCCUCUUCAGGUGGUCUGUGUGAGAUGCCAGCAGUGUCAUGCAGUAAAUUAAGUUAAACUCAGCCUUGCAACUUUUGCAGGGCUACACCACUGGUAUGGGCUGGAUUAAGGUCACUGGCUCCAAUCCUGGUAGUGCUAUGCCCCCUUACUUUUGUAAGUGAGACUGCUAAACCCCUCUGAGACUCCAUCUUAUAGUUCAUUAGUGAACAUGUAGUUGAUGGAGAUUGAUGCAAGUGAGGCUAUGAGUGAGUUGCUAAUUUGAGAAUAAGGGCAUUUACAAGACAUGUAACACUUGUUAGUUUCCUUUACUUGUUCAAGAUGAUCUUGCUCUGGGAUCUUUUGAGACCUUUUCAGUGAAGGACCACCUCUGAAAUCAUGCAGUAUCCUUACAUGGGAGUCAGUUGCCCCAAGACUUAAGGAAAGGGCAAGGGACAUAACUGAAAAGCCUUUUUUUUUUUUUUUUUUUUGAGACGGAGUCUCACUGUGUUGCCCAGGCUAGAGUGCAGUGGCGCGAUCUCAGCUCACUGCAAGCUCCGCCUCCUGGGUUCACGCCAUUCUCCUGCCUCAGCCUCCCAAGUAGCUGGGACUGCACGCGCCCGCCACCACACCUGGCUAAUUUCUUUUUGUAUUUUUAGUAGAGACGGGGUUUCACUGUGUUAGCCAGGAUGGUCUCGAUCUCCUGACCUGGUGAUCCACCCACCUUGGCCUCCCAAAGUGCAGGGAUUACAGGUGUGAGCCAGUUGAAAAGCUUUCAUCAAGGUAUUCAGCCCCGGGAGCAACAUCUUUCACUUGUACCCUGGCAGUCCUUAGGAUAUUUGAGAGAAGAGGUACAGAGGCGAAGCCUGCUGUUUUUUUGGCUGUGCCAUUCAGAAGCUGUCUAGUUGGGCCAUUCCUCUUCUCAGUAUUGAAUUAUGAAACCUCAGUUUAUACCUUUGAAAGCAGGGUAUCAGGGAAGUGAGUAAAUGCAUGUAAAAGUUCUGUAAAGCUGAUGAUAGGGUGCUGACAGUUCACGGCUUCAAAAUAUGAGAACCUGAAGUUAGUGGCCUUGCCUUUAAAGAUGCUUAUGAAAAACUUUUUGGCUGGUUGCUUCACAUAAAAUAGGAGCAGGAAGACCUUUAUUUAGCAGCUCAGCAAUGAGGAGUGGGAGGGACUGUGAGAGGUAGAUAACCUCUCAGGAGACAUGUAUAAGGAAGUGUUUAUUUUGUUUUAAAUUUUGUUGGGUGGUGGUCUAUUAGCUGGCUAUUAAUGUAAAGGAAGGUAUGAGGCGUGUGUGUUUUGGUGGGAUGUUGUUUUUCUCUCCUCCCUUUCUUUCUAUACUUAUUUUUAUCUCCUCUAUUGCAGGGCAAUAAACCUUGGAUUUCCCUGCCCAGGGGAAAGGGCAUUCGACUUACUAUUGCUGAAGAGAGAGACAAGAGGCUGGCCACCAAACAGAGCAGUGGCUAAAUUGCAGUAGCAGCAUAUCUUUUUUUCUUUGCACAAAUAAACAGUGAAUUCUUGUUUCCUAA